Cephus cinctus (wheat stem sawfly) is the source of this 3353-nucleotide messenger RNA. It is a transcript of the gene Dhx15, whose product is annotated as putative pre-mRNA-splicing factor ATP-dependent RNA helicase PRP1. NCBI's taxonomy places the organism in Eukaryota, Metazoa, Arthropoda, Insecta, Hymenoptera, Cephidae. The transcript is spliced from 9 exons. The coding region runs from base 130 to 2283 and encodes 717 amino acids. Gene Ontology annotation, molecular function: RNA helicase activity; RNA binding; ATP binding. The record is from RefSeq and is a predicted model, not a curated record. Gene Ontology annotation, cellular component: intracellular anatomical structure; spliceosomal complex.
AUACAGACCAGUUUGACCGAUCAUGAAAGCUGUGAGCUGUGGCCUGCUGGCUUGCCAUUUUGUGACGCCUCGCGUGAAGUCCCGUAAACAAAUUCUUAUUUUUUAGUUGUUCGCGGGCAAGAACGCGUGAUGUCCAAGCGUAGAAUUGAAGUCGUGGACCCAUAUAUCAAGAGAAGACCAGUUGGGUCAACAUCUAAUAGUAUGGCUGUCGUUCCUCCAACACCAAAAAAUCAAGUUCAACUUAAUCCUUAUACGGGUCUACCAUACACACCUAGGUAUCAUGAAUUCUAUAAGAAAAGAAUCACGUUACCUGUGUUUGAGUAUCGUGCAGACUUUAUGCGGCUUCUUGCCCAGCAUCAAUGUAUAGUACUUGUGGGAGAAACUGGUUCUGGUAAAACAACCCAAAUUCCACAAUGGUGCGUGGAACAUUCUUUAUCUAUGGGAACAAAAGGUGUUGCUUGUACACAACCAAGAAGGGUUGCAGCUAUGUCUGUGGCUCAGCGAGUUUCAGAAGAGAUGGACGUUGCUCUUGGUCAAGAAGUAGGAUACAGUAUUCGUUUCGAAGAUUGUAGUUCAUCAAAAACUGUAUUAAAAUAUAUGACCGAUGGUAUGCUUCUUCGAGAAGGAAUGUCAGAUCCCAUGCUGGAUACAUACCAAGUAAUAUUACUUGACGAAGCUCAUGAAAGGACAUUAGCUACCGAUCUAUUGAUGGGUGUUCUUAAAGAAGUUAUCAAACAAAGACCAGACUUAAAACUCGUUAUUAUGAGUGCAACCCUUGAUGCUGGCAAGUUCCAGCAAUACUUUGACAAUGCUCCCCUUAUGAAUGUACCGGGCAGAACCCAUCCUGUUGAAAUAUUCUACACACCGGAGCCAGAACGCGAUUACCUUGAAGCUGCCAUUAGAACUGUCAUUCAGAUUCACAUGUGCGAAGAAGUUGCUGGGGAUUUACUCUUGUUUCUCACUGGUCAGGAAGAAAUUGAAGAAGCUUGCAAGAGAAUCAAAAGAGAGAUGGACAAUCUUGGCCCAGAUGUUGGUGAAUUAAAGUGUAUACCAUUAUAUUCAACACUUCCACCGAAUCUACAGCAAAGAAUUUUUGAACCCGCUCCGCCAAACAAACCAAAUGGCGCCAUUGGUAGGAAAGUCGUAGUAUCUACUAACAUUGCUGAAACGUCUUUGACUAUUGAUGGAGUAGUGUUCGUCAUAGAUCCCGGUUUUGCCAAGCAAAAGGUUUACAAUCCUAGAAUUCGCGUAGAAUCUCUACUCGUUUCUCCAAUCAGUAAAGCAUCCGCCCAGCAAAGAGCAGGUCGUGCAGGACGUACGCGGCCCGGAAAAUGUUUUCGAUUAUACACAGAAAAAGCGUACAAGAACGAGAUGCAGGAGAAUACCUAUCCAGAAAUUCUACGAUCCAAUCUUGGAAGUGUAGUGUUGCAGUUGAAGAAACUUGGAAUUGAUGACUUGGUUCACUUUGACUUCAUGGACCCUCCAGCUCCGGAAACUCUAAUGCGAGCGCUAGAACUACUCAACUACUUAGCAGCACUUGAUGACGAUGGAAACUUGACCGACUUGGGUGCCGUAAUGGCGGAAUUCCCACUGGAUCCACAAUUGGCAAAGAUGCUCAUCGCUUCGUGUAAUCACAAUUGCAGCAACGAAAUACUCAGCAUUACUGCAAUGCUCUCAGUCCCACAGUGUUUUGUGAGACCUAACGAGGCCAAAAAGGCUGCGGACGAUGCCAAAAUGAAAUUCGCACAUAUCGACGGUGAUCACCUGACACUAUUGAACGUUUACCACGCAUUCAAACAGAAUGUUGAGGACCCACAAUGGUGUUAUGACAAUUUUGUGAACUACCGGUCAUUGAAGAGUGGUGAUAACGUCAGACAACAAUUGAGCAGAAUUAUGGACAGAUUUAGCUUAAAACGUACUUCAACAGAAUUUACAUCAAAGGAUUAUUACAUCAAUAUCAGAAAAGCACUUGUCAAUGGUUUCUUUAUGCAGGUUGCUCAUCUAGAGAGGACAGGACAUUAUCUUACAAUUAAAGACAACCAAAUUGUACAACUUCAUCCAAGUAGUUGUUUGGAUCACAAACCAGAGUGGGUCAUUUAUAAUGAAUUUGUCCUGACGACCAAGAAUUACAUUAGAACUGUCACAGAUAUAAAACCUGAUUGGUUAUUGAAGAUAGCACCACAAUACUAUGAUCUGCAGAAUUUUCCACAGUGUGAAGCUAAAAGACAGCUAGAAGUGAUUCAAGGGCGAUUAGAUUCCAAACAAUACCAGGAAGGUUUCUAACCUCAAUAGCCUUCUAGCCCCCUUUGAAAAUCACAAAAAGUGGUUGAUGAUAACAUUUGUCUAUCGUACCAUUUCUGUCCUGAACGCUGAAAAUUAAUCACUCUGAACGAACGAGUAUACUUGCAAUUGCCCCUGGCAAAUUAUGAAUCCCUCUACCGUCGAUCUUUUAAUUUUAUGGAGUAAUAUUCAACAGAAUUAGAUUUUGUGUUUCACCGUGAAGAAGUGAUAAGUCGAGGUAAAUUUGCAUUUUUUUAAGAAUCUUGAGGCAAAAUUAUGUACGGUGGAGGAUUAGAAAAAGUACUUUAUGGUUACACACUCAUGCCAGGAAAAAUAAGCCAAUUAAAAAUUGAGAAUAUUCACAGGCUAAAAGCACGCAACCGCGUGAAAUCACCUGACGAAGUUAUUUAUGUACAAUUUCAAAACUUUAGCAACUAAGUGAUUUUACUGGUAGAAUUUGUUGAUAGACAGUAACGCAUUCGGAAUGUCACGCUAGGCAGAAUAAACGAAUUUUUCUAUUGAAUAUUAAAGAAUAUGUCGAAACAGGUUAUAUAAAAAAGAAACAGAAUUAUCGACCAAAGGAGAAGUGCACUAGCGUGCUCUUUCUUUAAAAAAAAAACCCAUCGAUUUUUCUGUACCAAACUAAUCCGUGAAAAUAUAAAGAUGCCUUCGCUUUCGAAAGUUUACUCCUCGCCGAAUUAAUAAAAUUCUAUUUAUUUAUGUUUUAACGACUUCAGCGAAGAUUGUGGUUCCUUAUGGUCAUGGUGUGUCCAACCACGAGUAUGAAACUUUAGAAAGCGAAUCGUUAGAACUAUAGCAAAAUUAUUGUAUAACAAGAAAAGGAAAGAAAAUGUGAUAAUAGUUGAGCGAGUAAAAAAAUCUUACGUUUUCAAUAUUCUUCCAGCAUCUAAGAAAGUGACGUGAAACAAAGCAUAAAGAUAUCAAAAGUACUUUGCAACAGAGUAUAAGUUGGAUAAAUCCAAAUUAUCACAGUUAGCAGCGUAGUACCACUAAAUACCUUGUAGUCCCACAUAAAUGACGUUUUGUCAAAAUAAAAAAAAGUCCAACACGUA